Molecule: messenger RNA, 8015 nt
Organism: Rhea pennata
Lineage: Eukaryota; Metazoa; Chordata; Aves; Rheiformes; Rheidae
Gene: SERINC5
Product: serine incorporator 5
Exons: 12
Coding region: 39-1427 (462 amino acids)
Cellular component (GO): membrane
Source: RefSeq, a predicted model, not a curated record
CCGGGCCGAGCCGGGCCGGGCCGGGCCGCGCCGCCGGCAUGUCGGCGCCGUGCUGCGCCGGGCAGCUGGCCUGCUGCUGUGGUACCGCUGCUUGUUCCUUAUGCUGCAAAUGCUGCCCCAAGAUAAAGCAGUCAACAAGUACCCGCUUCAUGUAUGCGCUUUAUUUCAUCCUGGUGACUAUCAUCUGUUGUGUCAUGAUGUCAACAACAGUAGCUAAUGAAAUGAAAGUGCACAUCCCUUUCUACGAGCAGCUGUGCAAGGGCCUGCAGGCGGGAGAGACGUGCGAGAAGCUGGUGGGGUACUCCGCCGUGUACAAAGUCUGCUUUGGGAUGGCCUGUUUCUUCUUCCUCUUCUUCUUGCUCACUAUCAAAAUAAACAACAGCAAAAGCUGCCGAGCGUACAUUCAUAACGGAUUCUGGUUUAUUAAGCUUAUCCUUCUGGCAGCAAUGUGCUCAGGAGCCUUCUUCAUUCCUGACCAGGACACUUUCCUCAAUGCCUGGCGCUACGUAGGAGCAACAGGAGGUUUCCUUUUUAUUGCUAUUCAGCUCAUCCUGCUUGUUGAGUUUGCGCACAAAUGGAAUAAAAACUGGACUGCGGGCGCAAGUCACAAACAGCUCUGGAAUGGUUUGCUGGCUCUGGUCACUCUCGUCUUGUACUCCGUUGCUGUGGCAGCCCUGGUUGUCAUGGCUGUCUUCUACACGCGCUCCGAGGGCUGCACGUAUAACAAGAUCCUCAUCGGUGUUAAUGGUGGCCUGUGCCUCUUUGUGUCACUAGUAGCCAUAUCUCCCUGUGUCCAGAACCGCCAGCCCCAUUCUGGUUUGCUGCAGUCAGGAAUCAUCAGCUGCUAUGUCAUGUACCUCACUUUCUCAGCGUUAUCCAGCAAGCCUCCAGAAACUAUCCUGGGUGAAAAUAAUCAGAACAUCACAAUCUGUGUACCUGAAUUUAGCCAAGGGCUGCACAGAGAUGAAAACCUCGUUACUGGCCUGGGUACUACCAUUCUGUUUUGCUGCAUUUUGUAUUCUUGUUUGACUUCAACAACACGUGCAAGCUCUGAAGCGUUGAGGGGAAUAUAUGCAGCACCUGAAACUGAGGUAGCUCGCUGCUGCUUUUGCUGUAUGCCCGACGGAGACGCUGAUGCUGAAGAGCACACUGAAAAAAGGAGAGGCCAGACUGUGAUUUAUGAUGAAAAGAAAGGCACAGUGUACAGUUAUGCCUACUUCCACUUUGUUUUCUUCUUGGCUUCACUCUAUGUGAUGAUGACAGUAACUCAUUGGUUCCAUUAUGAAAGUGCUCAGAUUGAAAAAUUCUUCACUGGCACCUGGUCCAUCUUCUGGAUUAAGAUGGUCUCCUGUUGGGUUUGUGUCUUUCUGUAUUUAUGGACUCUAAUUGCUCCUCUCUGCUGCCCAACAAGACAGUUUUCAGUAUGAAGAUUCAGAAGGUCAUCCUUUUUUUUUUUUUUUAACCUCUGUCUUUCUGCUACAAAUAGAAAAAAACAGUCACUUUAUAAUGAAGAAAUAACUGUUGUCCAAUUGUCAUAACCUACUAGGUAGUAACUUUUCAGUCAGAUAAAACUAAUGAUUGAAGAUUUUUUUUUUUACUCUUUUCUAAUUGUAAUGGACAAAUGGUGUCCCAGAGAAGUAUCUGUUCAAAGAUUUUUGUAACUGAUGUGUAGAGUAUAGGAAGCAAGAUUGUUACGUAAACUGGAAUAAGUGAAAUGCUUUUAGAAUAACUGACAAUCUUUCUCCAACUUCACUGGCAAGAAAAGAAAAAAAAAAGGUGGAAAUGUAUGUUCUUCCUGUGAAUGUUGGGUAUCUUCUGGCAAAUAUGCAUUCCCUUUAAUACUCUUUUAUUAACUAGUCUUUUGCAGCAAUUGCAGUGAUGGUUUGGACUACUAUUCUGUGCAGCAUAUAAUUCUUUUAAGUAGUCUCCAGAUAUUUUUUCACAAAAAUGCACCUAAAUACUUUUGUAGAAAUAGAGAAUAUGUAAGAAUUUGACUGCCAAAGCAUCUACUAAAAAUUGUUUAACUAAAUAUUAAAUAUAUUAAGUUAUUGCAAACCUAGUAUGAGAAAGGAACAUACCAAUGAUAACAGAGUAUUUAUGCUAUUAUAACUUAAAAAGGCACCUGAAUAUUUUAUGUAGUUCAAAACUGGUCCUGUUAUUAAUAGAAGGGAUGUUUUGCACACAGAAAUUCUUAAACUCUUAAUUUUGACCAGUUUUGCUUUACCAGAUCAUUGAACUGCAAACUGUGUUCUGUACAGGGAUAUAAGAUACGGUACAUUCUUUAUUCAGAAUUUUUACUGUUGCAGGAAUGCUAAUUACAGGAACAUUUCCAGUUACUGAUAACUUUAAAAGUGAAUUGCUCAGUUACUAUUGUAACCUGCUGUUUCAACUUGUAUCUAAAGAUUUCCCAGGCUCUUCAGUUCUGUUUUCAUUAGCAGUUUUAUAAUAUUUGAAAUGCAGUGAUAGUCAGAAAAAAGGACUUCAGUGUGUUAUCUUCCUUUUCUGCCUGUGUGAUGGUUGGAAAACAAUCUUUCUAACUUUAUAUUUUUAUACUUCUCUGAUGUUAAUCGAGUUUUGCUUCGGGAAUAGGCGUUAGCCAACCAGUCUUUUAGUAGAGACUAAACUUCUUUUAGAGAACUCAGGUUCCAAGCAGUGGGAUAAGCAGUCAAAAAAUAAAACCAGAAAACACAAAUGUGGCAGCAGCUGACUUAGUAAAAAUGGCUGACUUAACAAUAUUAAACCCACCAUGUCACUUUUAUUUGCUCUAAAUAGAUGAGUUGCCGCAGAACAGCACCUCAGGCAUUUUAAAUGCUGAAUAAGGUUGAACACACUUUAUAUAUCCACAUUCCUGUGGGAUAAACUUAUGACUUACAUUAGUUCAAAGUUUUGGUUUUUUUUUUUCUGUAUCUCUCUAUAUAUAAACACAAAAUAGGAUAUAAAUCCACCUAUGCAGCAUUUCUUUUCUUAAAUAAAGUUGAGCCUUAAAUCUUCACCCAAUGCUUUCUACAAAAUGCAGAAAAGUACAGCAGAGGCCAGUGAGAUGGCCAGAGUAUUUGCAGGUCUUAUUUGUUCUGUAGUAGUCACUGGUAGCUAAUGCACACCUGGUGAAGAACCUUCACGUGCCAGUGGUGCUGUUGCUGGCUUUUAAUAUUUCUAGCUGUCUUGUUGCUCGGGAGUCGUGGGGGUCCUGCCCCAUGGAGAGCUCACUAGAGGUGUGAUCUUCCCAACUCCGUGCACUCUCACCUCGAGCACAACCCGUGAAUCUGCAGGCCUGUAAACUUACAGUGCCUACCCCAGCCAUCAGGAGCACACCAGCCCUCAGAUUUCCCCUAUCGUGUAAUCUGAUGAGGAAAACUGGGGGGAAGGUCUGCCCAGAGGUGAAACUUGCUCCUCUUCUCCCUGAUUGCUUCUAGGAGAAGAAAGUAGUUGAGUUAGGAAAGCAGCAAAUAGCUCUGGAGAUAGAGGCAGGCUUUUAUCUUUUUUUGCUUCUGCUAGGAGGCUCUAAUCUUGUCAAGAGCUCUGCUAGCAUGAAAGCCCGACUCUGUCUCUGACUGCAUUUGGAGUCCAGCCACACAGAUCUUUUUCUAGCAGAAGAGCCUUUUUUUUAAUGCAUUAACAAACUAGAAGGGUUUAUCUGUCCCAUCUCUAAGAUGAGAGCUUAUGGACUGUGCAAUGAAGACUAACAGUUGUCUCACCAAACUUGUAGCAGUUAUUCUGAUAAACAAUCUUGAUUCAGUGUCAGAACUGCAACUAAUAUAGUCCAGACUCUCAUCCCCUCCCCAGGUAAAGCUGUUCCCUUAUGUACAGAGGCUUGCGGGAGUUGCCUUCUACUCACAAAUACCUUGUAGCAUAAGAAACCAAGUCUGUUUCUUUUUUUUUUUUUUUUUAAUAGCAAAACAAUCUGUGGGCAAGGAGCCCUGCAGAAGAAGGGCAUACAAUAUGUCAAGUUGUUUUAGUACAGAUCUUGAUCAAUGGGUGUUUACAAAAAUGAUUUCUUAGUGUAGGCAGUACCAGCCUACAUAAAGUCAUCAUACACCUCAUGCUCAUUUUUUAUAGUUUGUAUUUAGGGAAAUAGCUUUUUUUUUUUUUUUUUUUUUUUUUUUUAAUGGAGAAAAUAGGGUCAUAAGAGGAAACUCCAGAGUGAGGCAUGAGUCUGUUUUUCUUACACAGCACUCGCCUCACUGAGUCACUGAGUUACUCCUUCAUCCUCCUGGUCCACCCACUGUUGACCUUAAAUUUAUCAAGGUCUGCAGGUAUACGUAGGAUGGGAAUGGGGCAGUGUGGAACUCCUCUGCUUUGUUUGCUUCUUAACUAGUAUUAUGGGAGAAGACUCCAAAAAUAACUUUCAGUUGGACCUGGCUUUCCACAUAGAGGCUCCAAAUCCAGCUGUGGAUUUGAGACCUUUCUGAGGAAACAGUGACUGUUGGGCGCCUCAGUGUGCAAAGCCUCUAUUUCCUUAGCGAGGAAUCACUUCCUGCAGCGCAGGCAAAUAUUGUAGACUUAGCAUUAGUUGUAAAACCUGUACUGUGAACUUCCCACGUUCAACUACUUCAUAAAAUCCUAGACUAGGAUUUUUAAGAUUCAAAUAUCCCAUUCAUAGAUUGUGAACAGUUCACACAAAUAGGCUUUUUAAUAUUUUUUUUAAGUGCCUUCAUACAUGCUGCUCUCCGAGCUAAUAAUUCAGGUGGCGCUGGAGCCAUGCAGCCCAAACCGAGCCUGGGACAGCGUGGUGGUGCCUUGCGCGUUACAGCUGGCGCACGCGCGGCGCAGUCGUCCUCGCUGCGCACGUGGAAGACCCCUAACCUAUGCCUGACAAACUCCUGGGGAGCAGCCUGGCUUGGGAUGUGACUGCGCAGGGGAGGACGAACUGGGAAAACUCACAGGUAACCUGACGCUUUAGUAAAUAAAUGAAAGUAGCGGUGGUGUACACUUGCAUUUAAGCCGUGGACAGAACUUUCUGUCUCCACACCUGCAAGCGCAGGUUGCUGCCCUGCUCGGCGUGGUCAGCGCUGCAGUGUCUCUGCACGGACGUGUGCUUUGUACCAUGACCGUUCUAGGAUUUGUUCCUGACCAGAGACGAGCUGUGCAGUAUUUCUGUGCCUUAGUAUUUUCCAGCUGUAUGAAGCGAGAAAGCUGUCAGUUUUAAAGACUAGAAGACCAGGGAACAUGUCCUUGUUUUCUCUAGUUUAACUUGAAUUUCAACUAAUGUUACGGUUUAAUUGCCUCUUGGAGGAGCAGAGGGUGUUGGCAGGAGUUAGCCCUGCCGGGAGGGUGGAAUUAUUUUACUGGUGUUGUCCUACUUUUUCAAAUUCCCUAUUAGAGGAGAAGUUAUUUGGAAGUUUGCUGCUGCACUUCUGCCUGAGACUGGAACAGUUUUAGUUUUUCUCACAAAGGCAACUCAGAGCCCAAAUUAUUUACUGGUUCUUCUCUGGGGUAAAACCAGGGGACAAGCUCGAAAAGCAAACCUCUGAACCCAAACUCCUGAUCUAAUGAACGAGACUGUAAAAUCUUAUGAAGAACACGUAGAAAACAAAUGGAUCCACUUUUCUGCUGUUUACCACCUAGUUCCUCAGAGUGUGCGGGCUGCCCUCGUGGGUGGACGCUAGCUAAGGAGCUGCACUGUGAUUGCAAAUCAGAAUCAUGCUUGUGUGAUGCUUUUAACUUUGAACUUGAAGAGUUUCCAUGAGAUUUGAAAAGCUCAUACUUACCCAGCUUAUUCAAUAAAUCCUUGCUGGAUGGGCCACUUUCUUCUGAAACGGGUAAUUUGGUGUUGCUAAUGUAUGCAUAAUCCAGAGAGAGGGUUUAUCCUUCGCAGAAUCAUGAACACUACAUGCCUAUUUAUUUAUUUAUUUGUUUGUUUUUAGCACCUUUACAAAUCUUGAAGAGCUUUGAGAUUAUAAGCUGUGCACAUACAACUGCUUCACUACCCACUAGUGCAGACGUUUCUGGGCUAGAAUGUUGUUAUUAAGGCAAUCGUCCCACUUGCAAGUACCUGAUUUCUAAUAAUUCUCUGUUUCUGACCAGUGCAUCAGGAGAGUUUGGGAACUCAAGAUAUCACUGCUUUAACUUUAACCAGCAGCUCACAAUGUCAUGGGAAUUUCUGAACUGAUUGGUAACAAAAUAAUUCACUGUCCAUUUUUAUAAUAUGUUAUAAAUUAUUUAUGCUUUUCCCCUAAAUAACUUUGUGAAACAAAAUAUCAUGAAAUAGUGUAUGAAUAGAUUAGUAAGAUUUUCUGCAGCUACAGUUUUAUUAUCAUCUUCACUUCUGAGCUUCAGAAGCAAUUGUGUAUCUUUUCCUUGCAGGCCGUAUCCCUUCCUUUUGUUUGCCUUUUCUCCUGGGGUUUGUUUUUUAAAGGUGUUGUAAACCUGCUUAGCUCGCCUUCUGCUCCCUGUCCAUUGGGCUGUCCUCAGGCAUAGAAACGCUGUUGCCGGCUGCAGAGGGUCCUUUCCUUUUUAUGGGAGGACCUGCAGCGUUGAAGCAAAGUUGAGGGUCAUGAUUAUAUAUCAAAUAUCACGAUGAUGAUAUUUGGCUCGGUUCUGUCUCCGUGAGAACUCCUGUCUUCUGUUUUCUGAGGUGGCCUGGUCCUCCUCCUUUGCAAGUCCUUGUUGGAGGAAAACAGAAUCAAUGCAGUGAAAUUUUACUUUAUCUGUGCUCAGUUUUGUAAAUGCCGGUUUGAACCGAGCAAUUCACAUGACUAAAGGGAAUGCCAGGGGUCGAGAGCUUAGAAAGCUUUGGCUUUUUAUGCUCUGAACAGGACACGAACUGAUACCUCUGUGCCUUUUCAACGUCCAAAAGGCAUAAUGCCCGAGUGUCCCGAAAUGAGGAUAUGGAUAUGCAGCGCAGUGUUUGGAACAGAAAUUUUGGACUUGAGGCCCGAAGAUUGGCAUGACAACUGCUUUUGUAGUUUUCAAGUAGGCCUUAAAUCUAUUUAUCUCUUUUUCCACGCCUGAUUUAGAACGGUUCCACACCUGCUUAAUAAUACAUUAUUACAAAGAAAAUUGUUUGAAUUUAUUUAAAAUAUAAACCGAAUUGGCUUCCCCCAUUUCCCAGGCUCUGAUAGCUCAGACUACUGCAGAAUAGAAGCCGUUUGCACAGACUGAGAGUUGCAGUUGUCAGCUUUGAAAUCUCUCCAACAUCUUCGAGCUUCCAAGCUGUUGUUAGUCAGAACUGUGGGGUGCAGCAGGGGAGCUGCGGUUUUGCCAAAGAAUUCUCAGUCCGAAGCCAAGAAAAAUUUUGGAAAGCUGUAGGGAAAUAGUGUAGCGUUACUCAUACCUUAGCUUUAUUUUUCUCUUACCGAUACAUGUCCAGGUGCUUAGGUGUUGUUGGCCAUUUGUGCAAACUUAAUGAAAAUGAAAUUUUCAACUUAUCAUGUAAAAGCUGGGCAAAUAUUUACAAGGAAUAUACAGUUGAUUGCCUGCUUUUUACUUGCCUCAAAUCCAUGGUGUUUAGUCUAUUUUAUGGUAUAUUCAAAAACUGGAUGCAAACUAUUCAAAAUUGAAAUACUUUUUCUCAAUGGUGAGAGGUUUUUAAUUAGUCCUUUUUAAGGUUUUUAAUAUCUCAAGGGAGCUUUUUUGGUGUGUACGUGUGGUUUUACUUUAUUAAGCUAUAGCCCAGGGAAAUGGAGGUUUGCUAGUUUGUUUAACAUUUUUGGCAAAUGUGGUCUGUAGUACAUGUAACACUUCUUUGAGGGAAUUCUAAGAACCUAAUUGUAAAAUGGAAAACAGUUUGGCCUUUUUAAAGCAUGUUAAUGGUUUUUACAAACACUUCCUUUUGUAUACUGAGUGAAUGUAUUGUUAUAGAUUUAAUGUUUAAUGGACCAAUAAAGUUUUUCUUACAUUCGAAAGGAAUUGUGAUAUAUAAAACUGUAAAAUCAACUCAUUUGAAGAGAAAUUUUACAUGCGUAUAAAUAUAUGAACUAUAAAGAGUUACCAAGCAGGUAAAAGUAAAUUGGUUAGUGUUUCUUGUUCACAAAGUUUGGAUGUGGUCUAACAAAAAGAGGUUGGCUUAUGAAAAA